AUGCGUUUCAUUCUUCUUGCUGCUCUUAUUGCUCCCCUAGCCUCUGCGGCAGUUGCUGGUGUCGAUAUCGAAGCUCGAGCUGAGGUAGAGGCAAUCGCCAAAGUCGAAGAGCGAUCACUCCUCCCAUUGGACAAACGAUCAUGCGUGGCCAAUGGAUGCAAGUGUAGCACCAAGCAUCCUCUCAAACAAGGCCAGUACUGCGGCAAUUGUGUCUGGUCGAAUGGAGAUGGAUACAUCAUCACGGCGAAGCGUGUUAAUAAUCACGUUUACGAAUGCUCGCCCUCUGGAUCCUGCUGCGACUAUGGUGCGGGUAGUGAUUGCGGUUCUGGCACUGCUCGCUGUGGAUAA
Messenger RNA from Trichoderma atroviride IMI 206040, 348 nucleotides. RefSeq lists its product as uncharacterized. Lineage: Eukaryota; Fungi; Ascomycota; Sordariomycetes; Hypocreales; Hypocreaceae. The record is from RefSeq and is a predicted model, not a curated record.